GCGAGGUGAGGAGAGGGCAGGGCAGGGACGGGGCUGCCGAGGCAGGAGGGGGCCCCACACCUCGGGGCUCUGGGCUGUGCUGCAAGCCCACCCGCGCCUGGCUUCUCCCGCAGAGGUAGCAGAGGAGCAUUUGGAGGAGACAGCUCAGCGCUGCUGGGACAGAGACUCUCCAAACACUCACUGUUGCCAUAGUGGCUUAUCAGCAAGGAAGAAGAAACUUCCCUGACACAAUGGAGCGGGCCUGCCUGCUGUGUCGCCGGGCAGACACUGCCCCGGAGCUCUGCGGGCUCAUGCUGGAGGCAGAAGGGAUCUGUGCCCAUCAGUAUUGCCUGUUUUUUGCCAACGAGCUUUUUCACCGUCGGCCCAGAAAUGAUGGACUCAUGGGAUUUCUCCCUGAGGACAUUCUUCAUAUAGUGGAGCGGGCAGAGCAGAAGGACUGCUUCGUCUGCAGCGAGAGCGGGGCCACCAUCACCUGCCAGGAGAGAGGCUGCAACCGCAGCUUCCAUUUCCCCUGCGCCUUGGAGGGUGGAUGCGUCACCCAGUUCCUUCCUCAUUACAGGUCCUACUGCUGGGAGCACCGUCCCCAGCAGGAACUGCAGGCAGCUCCGGAGAACACCGCCUGCCUCAUCUGCCUGGAGCCUGUGGAGGAGAGAACGUCCUACGGCACCAUGGUGUGCCCGGCGUGCCAGCACGCCUGGUUCCACAGGGGCUGCAUCCAGGUGGGGCCGUUCCCUAGGCCCCGGGGCACCGCAGGGCUCAGCAGCACCAGGGCCUCACUCACACCCCUUGUGUUUCUCCUGCAGGGACAGGCUAUGGGCGCUGGCAUUUAUUGCUUCCAGUGCCCUCUCUGUCGAGAUAAGGAUCAGUUUGUCCCAGUAAUGCUCAUCCUGGGGAUCCGAGUCCCUCUCAGGAUGCCAUUGUGGGAGAACGACAAUGCAUACGCACACCUCGGUGACAGGCACAGCCGCUGUGAUGCCAGGGAGUGCCUUUGUCCCCAAGGCAGGGAGCACAGAGAGGGACGGGGGUCCUGGCAACUGUUCCUGUGCCGCUCCUGCGCCGCCGAGGGCACCCACAGAGGCUGCUUCGGCUUGAGGACCAGCGGGUCCCUCUGGGAGUGUGACAGCUGUGCUGGCCUGGGCACUGCCGCCAGUGCCAGCUCGGAGCUCGCUGGCCCCAGCACCGCCAGCCAGGCAGCAUCAGGGCCGUCUCUUGGAUCUCCAGCACCAGAGAUCAGCAGCCCCAGCACCACCAGCCAGGCAGGAUCGGGGCCAUCCCACAGCUCCCUGGCAGCGGAGACCAGCAGCCCCAGCACAGGCAGCCAGGAGGCAUCGGAACCCUCCUCUGGGUCUCCGGCACUGGAGACCAGCAGCCACAGCCUGGACAGCCAGGCAGCAUCGGAGCCAUCUGAUGGCUCCCUGGGACCAGACACCGGCAGCCCCAGCACAGCCAGCCCGGUGGCACUGGGGCCAUCCCACAGCUCCCCAGUGCAGGAGACCAGCAGCCCCAGCACAGGCAGCCAGGAAGCAUCGGGGCCGUCCCACAGUUCCCCGGCACUGGAGACCAGCACCUCCAGCACAGGCACCCAGGAAGCAUCGAGACUCUCCUCUGGGUCCCCAGCACUGGAGACCGGCAGCCACAGCCUGGACAGCCUGGCAGCAUCGCAGCCAUCUGAUGACUCCCUGGGACCAGACACAGGCAGCCCCAGCACAGCCAGCCUGGUGCAACUGGGGCCAUCCCACAGCUCUUUGGAACUGGAAAACGGCAGCCCCAGCACCACCAGCCAGCUGCCAUCAGGGUCUUCCCACGGUUCCCCUGAGCUUGAGAACGGAGGACGUUCCAGCUCCAUUGGGCCCGUGCGAACAAGAGGCCGCUCCCGCUUGCAACGUCAGGCACAAAAUCCUUACAGCCGGCCCAGACGUCGCCGUGGGUCCAGCCGUGGGCCAUCCCCGAGUGCUGAGAGCAGCACCGCCAGCCAGGAGGUGCAGGGGCCACCCGUCUCCCCGGUAGCUGAGACCAGCAGCCGCAGCACCGCCAGCCAGUUGCCAUCAGGAUCUUCCCACGGCUCCCUAGAGCCUGAGGAUGGAGGACGUUCCAGCUCCAUUGGGCCCGUGCGAACAAGAGGCCGCUCCCGGUUGCAACGGCGGGCACCAAAUCCGUACAGCCGGCCCACAAGACACCGUGAGAGGAGCGGCACACCAGCACCAAGUGCUGAGAGCAGCACCCACGGCCAGGUGGCUUUGGGACCAUCUCACCUGUCCCCGAUACCCGAGUCCACCAGCAGCCCCAGCCCUGCCAACCUGGAGGCAUUGGGGCUGUCCCUCAGCUCCCUGGCAGAGGAAACCAGCAGCCCCAGCACCACCAGCCAGCUGCCAUUGGGGUCUUCCGGCACCUCUCCAGAGCUUGAGAGCAGCGGACGCUCCAGCCCCCCUGGGCCUGUGCGAACAAGAGGCCGCUCCCAAUUGCAACGUCAGGCACAAAAUCCUUACAGCCGGCCCAGACGUCGCCGUGGGUCCAGCCGUGGGCCAUCCCCGAGUGCUGAGAGCAGCACCCCCGGCCACGAGGUGCAGGGGCCACCCGUCUCCCCGGUAGCUGAGACCAGCAGCCGCAGCACCGCCAGCCAGGAGGCAUCAGAGCCUUCCCCGAGGUUGCUGGAACUGGAAACCAGCAGCCCCAGCACCACCAGCCAGUUGCCAUCAGGAUCUUCCCACGGCUCCCCAGAGCCUGAGAAUGGAGGACGUUCCAGCUCCAUUGGGCCCGUGCGAACAAGAGGCCGUGCCCGGUUGCAACAUCGGGCUCAAAAUCCUUACAGCCGGCCCAGACGUCGCCAUGGGUCCAGCCGUGGGCGAUCCCCGAGUGCUGAGAGCAGCACCCCCAGCCAGGAGGUGCAGGGGCCACCCGUCUCCCGGCUGCCUGAGACCAGCAGCCGCAGCACCGCCAGCCAGGAGGCAUCAGGGCCGUCCCACCGCUCUGUGGAAGAGGAAACCAGCAACCCCAUCACUGACAGCCAGGAGUCUUCGGGGUCUUCCGGUAGCUCCACAGAGCAGGAGAGUGGCCAACGCUCCCGGUCCCCUGGGCCUGUGCGAACACGAGGCCGCUCCCGCUUGCAGCAUCGGGCACAAAAUCCCUACAGCCGGCCCAGACGUCGCCGUGGAGCCAGCCGUGCACGGUCCCGGAGUGCUGGCCGUGAUCCCCCUGCACCGGCACAAUAAAGUUGCCAUUAAUUUCUGUUCUUCAGGCACAUCACAGCUGUUCUUCUGGAGUGUGCGUUAAGUGCCUUCCUGACAGGCCUUACUGCAGCCUGAACGUUGGUUUAUUGAAGUGGGGAGCAGCCAUCCUCUCGGAGGGAGGCAGAGGAACCUGGGGGACCUGAUGGGCUCUUCUGCCAGUGAAGAGGCCAUGAGGAAGGAAAGGACCUAUGGAGGGUCCAAAAGAGAAGUCAGUGGCAGCUCUUUGUCCUUUUGUUCUUGACUGCUGUGACUGGGAAGACAUGAGCCGUAGGUGUGGCCAGAACGGGCCAUGCUCUUCAUGGGGAUUGUGCUGGGUGCUCCCAGGUGCCCCCGAGCAAUGGAGCUGAAAGGGAGCUGGGCAAAGAGCUGUGGUCGUGCACAGCCGUGCUGUGAACUGCAGUGUUCAUUCCCUGGCACCAGAUCCAGUCACAACCAGGGC
Columba livia (rock pigeon) is the source of this 3666-nucleotide messenger RNA. Its product is annotated as serine/arginine repetitive matrix protein 1. The record is from RefSeq and is a predicted model, not a curated record. Gene Ontology annotation, cellular component: nucleus. Lineage: Eukaryota; Metazoa; Chordata; Aves; Columbiformes; Columbidae.